CGAACGACUCGGGUCCACUGCCGACUGGCCAUGGCCGCGCCACCCCAGGGGGAACGCGCGAGCAGUGGCCGCGGCGGCGGCGUCGAGCCGCACGUGCUCCUGGUGCCGUACCCGGCGCAGGGCCACCUGCUCCCGCUCCUCGACCUCGCGGCGCUGCUCGCCGCGCGCGGGCUCGCGGUCACCGUCGCCGUCACGCCCGGCAACGCCCCGCUCCUCGCGCCGCUGGUCGCCGCGUGCCCGUCCGUGGGUGUCGCCACGCUGCCGUUCCCGUCCGCGCCGCGCCUGCUCCCGCCGGGGAGCGGAGAGAACACCAAGGACCUCCCGCGCCACCUCUUCCGGCCGUUCACGGUCUGCCUGGCGGCGCUCGGCGCGCCGCUCCUCGACUGGUGCAACGCCCAGCAGCGGGGCCGCCGCGUCACGGCCGUCGUCUCCGACUUCUUCACGGGGUGGACGCAGCCGCUCGCCGCGGAGCUCGGGGUGCCGCACGUCACGUUCUCGCCUUCCUGCGCGCUGCACCUCGCCAUGUCGCACUCCCUCUGGCGCCACCUGCCGCGCAGGCGCCGCCCCGACGACGCCGAGGAGGCCGUCACGUUCCCGGAGAUCCCCGGCUCGCCUAGCUUCCCGUGGCGCCAGCUGUCGGGGCUGUUCCGGCAGUACGUGGCCGGCGACGAGGUGUCCGAGGCGAUCCGCCAGUUCUUCCUGUGGAACCUGGACAGCGCGUGCUUCGUCACCAACUCGUUCGCGGCGCUCGAGGCGCCCUACGUGGAGCGCCCGCUCCCGGACCUGGCGUCGAAGCGGGUGUUCGCCGUGGGCCCAUUGUCCGAUGCCGUGGCCACCUCCAGCGACCGCGGCGGGAAGCACGCGGUGGCGCCGGCGAGCUUGGCCGCGUGGCUGGAUGCCUUCCCCGACGGCUCCGUCGUGUACGUCAGCUUCGGGACGCAGCACGCGCUGUCGCCGCCGCAGGCGGCCUCCGUGGCGGACGCACUGGCGCGGAGCUCCACGGCGUUCGUGUGGGCUGCGCGCCCGGGCACCGCGGUCCCGGACGGGUUCGACGCAGCGACGGCGUCGCGCGGCAUGGUGGUCCGCGGGUGGGCGCCGCAGGUGGAGAUCCUGCGCCACCGCGCGGUGGGGUGGUUCCUGACGCACUGCGGCUGGAACUCAGUGCUGGAGGCCGCGGCGGCCGGCGUGGCGAUGCUCACGUGGCCGAUGGGCGCCGACCAGUUUACGGACGCGCGGCUCCUCGCGGAGGCCGGCGUGGCCGUGCUCGUGGCGGAGGGCGCCGACGCCGUGCCCGACGCCGGGCGGAUGGCGGGCGCGAUCGCCGCGGCGGUCGGGAAGGAGGGUGACCCCGUGAGGGAGCGCGCGGCCGAGCUCGGCAAGAUGGCGGCCGCCGCGGUGGCGGAGGGCGGGAGCUCGAGCAGGGACCUGGAGGAGCUGGUGGAAAUGCUCGCUAACGUCGUCUAGGGUCCGGCGUGUCCAUAGAAUCUUUGAACUUCCAUUGCUGUUCAUGUAUCAAUAUAGCAUUGGCAAGCAACGCAACAAGUAUUAGCUAGUGAUUUUUUAUCUUAGAGAACACCAUGAAUUUGCGUCGAGGAGCAGCUGUAGAUCAAAAGAGUACUCUCUGGCCCUCGAUGCUCGCAGUCGCAGCAAUGGUGAGGUGCGGGGAAGAAACGGUCUGUUGAUGGGAGAUGAGCUGCAAUUGCUGAAGCUAGAAGAAGACAUACGAGGGGCGCGCAGGUGGUUCC
This is a messenger RNA of Panicum hallii, 1745 nucleotides long. RefSeq names its product UDP-glycosyltransferase 89B2-like. The coding region runs from base 31 to 1464 and encodes 477 amino acids. The record is from RefSeq and is a predicted model, not a curated record. The transcript has a single exon. Lineage: Eukaryota; Viridiplantae; Streptophyta; Magnoliopsida; Poales; Poaceae. Gene Ontology annotation, molecular function: UDP-glycosyltransferase activity.